Molecule: messenger RNA, 1218 nt
Organism: Laetiporus sulphureus 93-53
Lineage: Eukaryota; Fungi; Basidiomycota; Agaricomycetes; Polyporales; Laetiporaceae
Exons: 5
Coding region: 269-961 (230 amino acids)
Source: RefSeq, a predicted model, not a curated record
UGAACAGAAUCAGACCGGCUGACUGCGAAGUUGAUAGCCGAUGCCGUUUGAUACUACUAUCAUCCUUCUACUGUGCCUCGUGGUCAAAGAUGUACCCGUCUUGUCUUCUCAGGGAGAGUCAUACGCGCUCGUUAAGGAAACAAUAAGAGCGACUGAUCCUGGGUGAUCAGCAAAUUUGAUAAUCAAAAUAAAGCGUACCUCUGUGGUGCUGGACCCACCUCAUUUCCACCACUGUGUCACCCAUCACUACACUUGCGGAGACACUACCAUGAGCUCACAGUCAGCUACUACCUCUAGUCUACAAUUUCAGCUCAGAUUGCCUGCAUUGACUCGCAAGCACAGCCGAAAUCUGUCUGACUAUGGCAGGGAAAUCGAAGAGCAUGAUAGUGCAGGGAAACUUCGCAAGGUUAUAGUUAUUGCAGAUGACCCGCCGCACACCGUGAAGCACCUCUUGGGAUCGACUGGCGCGACGAGUGCACGAGGUUCCGCGGUCUCGUCUGAUAGAAAACGGAAGCGGGAGCGUCUUUCGCCUUUCAAUUAUGGCAAAGGCGCCCUCGUACGAAUGCCUUCAUGGGAGGCGGCAAUGCUACAGCAGAAAACUCCCUCCGCUCCGCCGAAGAAGAAACGCAAAGCAGCGACGCAGCCUCCACCACCACCGCUGCCACACAACACGGGAAACCUUCUCUUCAACCCGAGGGUGCGGUCUGCAAUCGCGCAAAGAGAAGAUGCGGUAAAUCCACCGCCUUUCGACAGAACACGAAAGUUGGGAUUGAUCGAAGGAGGCCCGAUCACGCAGAGAGCGGCAGCUACUGGCAUGAACAGUACUUUUGAGAGAGCCUACUACAGAGAUGCAAUUUCACGUCCGCCGCCCUUACGCGUCGACAAUUACGUACCGCACUGCAGUCAACGCUGUAAGUUUUCUUUCUAUUUCUUUCGUUGCUCCCAAUCUGUCUGCCUGUGAAUCGAUAAGAUUGUUCAAUUGGGAUGGUUGCUAAUGGCAAGCUGACAUCUUCUCGUAACGUCGUACAGAUAAGCGGUCGAGGCCAGAAUCCGCAGGUGACACUGUCAGGAAUCGCGCAUCCAAGAGUACCAAUGAACUCCAUACCCGCGAUCAUCGUGCAGGGCCCAGUUCUGCCGGUAGCUCCACUAAAACAGCCGUGUCGGACAAGGCUAUUGGGUUGCAGCGCCGUGAAAAAGCUGCUAACACCAUUGUUGCGA